GGCUUAGCGUAACCUGGAACUGAACUCCAUGGCGUGAUGCACUGUGGGUAACAUCAGCAGACGAAACAUGGCGGCUCUACAAACUUUGGCGAGGCGGUGCUCAACAUCGAUGUUGAAGCGCCAUUUCAGCGUGUCAUCACCAGUGGCCGCUCAGAUGACAGUACGAGAUGCACUGAACACUGCCAUGAAUGAGGAGAUGAAGAGGGAUGAGUCAGUCUUCCUCCUAGGAGAGGAGGUUGCAGAGUAUGACGGAGCUUACAAGGUCAGCCGAGGCCUGUGGAGAAAGUAUGGAGACAAGAGAGUAAUGGACACCCCAAUCACAGAGGUCAUCUUCAUCGUUUGGUUGUCUCUUUUAUGUGAUGUUUAUAUGCUAUCUAUUUUAAUUUGUGGUUUAGAAAAGUUUUUAAAAAUUUUAACACCCACCAAGGAGCUUUCAUCACAAGGAGGGAGAUCGACCUUAGUUUCCUUUCAAGGAUGUUCGUAGCGCGUGUGAAAAUUUGAUUCACACCCGAGUGCCAAUGACACUCAUAUGCAUGAAUCCCAUGCCGGCGCGCUAACGCCUUCCUUUUGUUAUUCAGGUUGUUUACAACCUGGCACAGCCUAGUAAUGGCGAAUUGUCUAUGGAGCGAUUUUUAUUUUUGCAGGUUUGAGGAGGAUUUUGAAAUGAUAGGAUAGGAAAAAGAGUAUUACUCGGGCGAUGAUUUCUCGAAUCAAUGCUAUACAACAUCUGCAGAUGGGUUGCAUUUAUUUGUCUGCGUGGGUCGCUUUAUAUUUCUACAGCAAGAGUAAAAAUGUGGGGUCUGCGGAAUAGAACAUAACAUAUUCCUUUUUUCUAAAUAUUUGUCGGUAAUAUUCCUACAACCAAGGACUUACAAGUAGCGAUUGUGGUGUGAAGAAUUGC
Branchiostoma belcheri (Belcher's lancelet) is the source of this 901-nucleotide messenger RNA. RefSeq names its product pyruvate dehydrogenase E1 component subunit beta, mitochondrial-like. Gene Ontology annotation, biological process: pyruvate decarboxylation to acetyl-CoA. Gene Ontology annotation, molecular function: pyruvate dehydrogenase (acetyl-transferring) activity. The transcript is spliced from 4 exons. Lineage: Eukaryota; Metazoa; Chordata; Leptocardii; Amphioxiformes; Branchiostomatidae. Bases 68 to 484 code for a protein of 138 amino acids. The record is from RefSeq and is a predicted model, not a curated record.